AUGCUGGCUAUGCUUAGCACGGCACUACGCUAUCUUAGGCUGCAUGUCACGUUUAUGGCAAGGGUGUGGCUGGUUCUACAUAUAGGGAAAAUGUUCACAAUAGCUGACUUCAUAGAGCGUAGAGAAAACGUGUGGCCAAUGCAUACGUCUAAUGCGAUAAACGCUCCCAAUGCAGUUCUAAUUUUUAGCGAAGCUGCUUCCAUUUGUGGUGACGCUACUUUUAAGGCGGUUUGUUCUGAUGCAAUGCGGCUAACCUCGACCCGCCCUAGACCCUACAGGGUGCUGUCCAUAUUCUCAGAAACUGCUAGACCUUUAUCAACGCUGCGCUCGAUUAUCUCGUAUCUGCUUAUGGGGGGAUCUAGGGCCUUGGAUUUUGAUCACUGGUAUGGUUUCGACCUAACAUUCAAGCCGCUAAGUCACACUGGGUGUGAGCUAGCUCGAGAAAAAGGAAGUUUAAGGGGUGAGCGCUUACCAGAGAGUUGA
Lindgomyces ingoldianus is the source of this 483-nucleotide messenger RNA. RefSeq lists its product as uncharacterized. NCBI's taxonomy places the organism in Eukaryota, Fungi, Ascomycota, Dothideomycetes, Pleosporales, Lindgomycetaceae. The record is from RefSeq and is a predicted model, not a curated record. The coding region runs from base 1 to 483 and encodes 160 amino acids. The transcript has 9 exons.